AUGCCUCGCCACUUUCCUAACUACAAUAUGACAAUAAGUCCGAAGAAGUUUUCAACAGCACCUAAUGGUCAUAGGAGUCGACUACGUCGAGUUUUAUCGUCAGAUGUCUUUUUAACUCCACCGGAAGCCUUUCUGAAUCCUCAACCACCUCUACCACCUCGGAGGACUAAACGCCUCAGCUUGCUAAGGUAAUUUCAAAAUAAGAUUUUUUGUUUUUUUUUCAAAAAAUAAUUCAAUCUAGCCUUCUGAUUUUCCUCUUUCUUUUGAUUCUCACACGCAUUAACAAGGUUUCAUUUGCGCAAUCGCAAAAAAAAUAUUUAUUCAAGCAGUCUUGACUCAUAAGAAAAAGGAAUAACAGUUUUUUUCAUCGGAUCUUCUGUUUACAAUGUUGAUGAUAGUUAGAAGCCGGCAUUGAUGGAAUUUGGUUUUAGUUUGGGCUUUUGAUUUAGAAGCUUAUAUUUUAUUGUGGUUUUUUUAGUUGGAGCUUUGUUGAAGACAGGGUCAGCACUAGAUGUUCUAAGAACUCUGGAGCUGGCUUUGGCUUCGUGGUGGCUCCAGAUCUAUAA
Molecule: messenger RNA, 566 nt
Organism: Bursaphelenchus okinawaensis
Lineage: Eukaryota; Metazoa; Nematoda; Chromadorea; Rhabditida; Aphelenchoididae
Source: the annotation of a GenBank genome assembly